Messenger RNA from Neospora caninum, 8769 nucleotides. RefSeq lists its product as hypothetical. The coding region runs from base 1 to 8769 and encodes 2922 amino acids. Gene Ontology annotation, molecular function: inositol hexakisphosphate kinase activity. Gene Ontology annotation, cellular component: nucleus; cytoplasm. Gene Ontology annotation, biological process: inositol phosphate biosynthetic process; phosphatidylinositol phosphate biosynthetic process. The transcript has 6 exons. The record is from RefSeq and is a predicted model, not a curated record. NCBI's taxonomy places the organism in Eukaryota, Apicomplexa, Conoidasida, Eucoccidiorida, Sarcocystidae.
AUGAGGGUCAUUGAGGUGUACAGACACCAGGUGGGUGGCCACUCCCGGUUGAUGAAGCCGAAGGAUUCCUCCAAGGUGUACAAGCCUCUGAUUGAAAAUGAGUACCGCUUCUACGAGAAGCUUGCAGGCUUGGGCGCGUCCAACGCCGAGUCAGGCCCCCUCCACAUUCUCAAGAAAUUCGUUCCACAUUACUACGGCGUCACCGAAGUUUGUCUCCGAGCAGAGUUCCAGAAAGUCGACGAACCCCCUGGCUCGGCCGCCGGCACUGCUCUACCCGACAGCAAUGAAGUCCUGGCAUCGCCCCGCUCUUCCUCCUCCUCCGCUCCUUCGCCGUCCCCUUCCUCUUCUGCGUCGUCCGCAUUGGCAGCGGCUGCCUCUUGUCCGUCUUCCUUUUCCUCUUCCGCAGCUUCGUCCUCGCCCUCCGCUGUGCCGUGCUGCGUAGGAGAAAAGGACGGCCUGGCUGCGCCAGGACGCGGACGCGAAGAAGUCCGUGGCGCCGCAGGCGAGGAGAGCCGAGAAGAACGGGAAAGCACCAGACGCCGGACAGAAGUGGAGGACGUUUGCCUCCCGUCUGUAGAGAAAGGCAGCGAAAAAGGUGCCGAGGGCGAGAAACCCCUGCCGGCCGGCCGCGCUGUUUGGGCUCUCGGCGUCGAUCCCUACAUCAGAGACAGGCUCAUGGGCGGCAAUCCGGAGAACACGGAUUCUCGCCCACGUCUGCAGAAAACUGUGGGCGCCUCGUCCUCGCUCGCGCCCGCCUCCCUCCAGUCCCAGGAGAGCCCCGGAGACGCCGAUGCGGCACCGCAGACAGAGUUUCGUUCCCCAGACGGGCGACAUACACCGCAUCCUUUCGAGAGCGUCCAACAUUGGUCUGUCGCGGCAGGGGCGUUGCAUUCGUCUGAGACACCUUUGCGCCUUCACGAAGGCCAUGAAAUACCCGCCGUCUCGUCGCAACAACCUUUGGCAGCGUCGUCCUCGUCUCCAUCGUCUUCUCCGUCUUCUUCCGCUUCUUCUUCUUCCUCUUCCUCGUCUUCUUCUGCCUCUUCUUCUUCCUCGUCUUCUUCUUCUCCCUCUUCCUCUUCUUCUUCCUCGUCUUCUUCGUCUUCCUCUUCUUGUUCGUCUUGUUUGUCUGCUGCGUGCGGAGGCGGAGUGUCGAAGGGGGGAGGCGCCGGGCGAGCCGUGAGCGAGCAUUUGCGGCACAUUGUCUUGGAGGACUUGGUGUACGGCUUCAAGAAGCCUUGCGUGUUGGACAUCAAGAUGGGCAAGCGCCAGCGGAAGGUCGGCGCGUCGCCCGAGAAGGAGAAGAGGCAACUCGAGAAGAGCCUCAAGACCACAAGCCAUGAACUCGGCUUCCGCCUCUGCGGCUGCCAGUUCUACAACAAGAAGUCUGACACCCUGUGCUAUCGCGACAAAUAUUGGGGCCGGAAGCUGACGAAAGAGAAAGUUCCGAACGCAAUUCGGCAGUGGUUUUGGAACGGCUGCACGCUGAACGUGGAACUGAUCCCCGUGCUCCUCGAUAAGCUAGACAUGUUCUACAACUGCGUAGCCGAGCUAAAGCACUAUCGCUUUUGGUCAUCGUCCCUUCUCUGGGUCUACGACGGUGGCCUCACCGACCCUGAGGAAAGGAAACACUCUCUCGACAUCCGCAUGAUCGACUUCGCAAACACAAUCUUCCUCAGAGACAACCCAGCGCCGGAUGAGGAGUACCUGUUCGGUCUCCGUAACCUGAUGGAGGGUCUGCAUGCGCUGUUGGCUUCCACAACAACGGCGCCGACUUCAAGCGUCUGCACACAGGCGUUCCCUGCGUCGCCCCAGCCGCUUUCGGGUGGCGUCUCGAAGCCCGCAGCCGGCCUCGCGUCGGGCGGCGCCGCAUCUCUGCCUCCCGUCGCGGCGAAGGAGACUGGGGAGCGAGACACCGCGGAAGGCCUCCGCGAGGGGCGGGAAGGAGCAGACCUGAGGCCGGCUUCAGAGGCCGCGGAGGCUCGACCGGCGAAGGCGCACCGGGGAGCCGUGGGGGCGGGCGGCGUCUCGCUCGGCCCUGCGCCGCGCCGGCGAAUGUCCGAGGCGGCUGAAAGUCUGCCUGGCGGCCGGAAGCGAGAGGCGAGGCGGAGUUCGAGUCGACCGCGGAAAGGCAGUGCGAGCGGCGCCUCGCGCACAAGCGCCCCGAGCCAAGGAGACUCUGCUGCUGGCGCGAAACACAGUGCCGGACCGAAGGCGGAGGAGAGGGAGACGGCGAGCAGCAGAAGGCCGGCGCCGACGCGCGACGUGCCGCUGUUGGCGGCACCGAAGGCGCAGUGGAGCCAGGGCGCCGCUGCGAGUGUGUGCGGCACGUUCGAGGACGAAAGAGGAUCGCCUUGCCUGGAAGAGACGCGUUCUACGGAGGGUCCAGGGCCAGCUCAGUGGGGCCGCGCGCUGGCUGUGACGCCUGCGGAGACCCGCGCAAAGAGCGGCCACGCAAGGGCCUUCGAGGUGGGGAGCCGAAGUGCAGAGCCACCCGGGGCUGCGGGUGUAUGUACACCCCGACAGAAGGCCAAGAGUGCGGGGCGGGAGAACGACGGGGCGCCGUCGGUUUCCAGGGGCCUUGGAGACGCGAACCUUUUGCAGUCGCCUCGCUCGCCGCCGGUGGGCGCCUGUGCUGUGACGCGGCGACGGCGAGGAGAAAGCCUCAAGACCGACAGCGAGGCCUCGUCGGAGGUCGAGGAUAGAACAGGCAGCCUGCCUUCCGCACCGAGGGCCGCUGGAGGUGCCGUUUCAUCGGCGGUUCAUUCCCCAGCCCCGCGCCGCGACGUAACCUUCCUGCCUUCCCCGUCGUCAUGCGCGGGAACAGCCGGAGGAGCCGCGGGGGUUGCUGGUGCGCCCUCCCUUCGCGAUCCUCCACCUACGGCUGCAAAGCUCCAGAGAAGCCCCCGUGGCGGUCCGCUCGAAGCGGCGAAAAAACACACAGCCGGCGAGCGAGAGGCGAAGCUGGUCACCGUACCGCACCUUCCUCUGCCUGUUUUGAGCACGCGUCCGCCGCGCGUGGACUCCUCCGAUUCGCCUUCGCUGUACCCGCCUCAGUCUGCAGCUCGCGGCUCGCAGGACGCAUUCAGAGGGUUCCCCACGUUUUUGACCGGCGCCUCUUCACAGCCAACCCCUCGCGAGGAGAAACGGUCCGCGCCACACCGAGGACGCACAAACUUCAGGGAAGACUCAACGGCGGAAGCGGGCCAGUACGUGGCGGCGUCGAAGCCGCGACGGGUUGCGCCCCUCGGCGCGAAGAAGCCGGGUGGCCGCGGCCGGGGCGCGUCGCCUUCUGGGCGGCCUUCGACCGCCGAGGAGACGCGAGGGACGGCAUCUGCGCAUGCACGAGGGUUUUUGCCGACUGGCGGGCGGGGCGAAGACAGGAGCGUCGGCCGCGAGCACAGCCCGAAGACGCUCGCGAGCCGCCGUCAGCGGGUCCUCCGGGAACGCGCUGUUGCGGAGAGGCGCCGCGAAGAGACGCUGCGCCUCGCGAUGUGCAGAGAGGAGUUUCGUUUGCGUGCAGAGCGGGAAGAAGCGAUGCGUGCGUCGUCCUGCACGCCCGCCAUGCAGGGUGCGAAGCGCAUGCGAAGGGCGGCCGCGAGUCGCCUAGACGGCGAAACAUCAGAGCGGAGCGACGGGGAAACCGCCCACUCGGGCGCCGACCAGAACGCCCCCGACAGCGACGAUGGGAAGGGUGCGAGAGGUGAGGCGUUUUCUGGGGACGCGCAUGCAGUUGGGGCAUCGCAUGCAACAACGGAGGAUGAAAGAGCGAGUGCGUCAGCGGGGCGGGCUCUGCAUGCGGAUGUUCAGACGCAGGACUCGAAUUCUCAGACAGACUUGUCUUCUGCGCCGGAGCCGACGUUGACGGUGCUGGACACCAGACACAAAAGUGCUGGUGCGUCAGUUGCCGAUCUGGGCGACUCCCAACCUGGCGCGCCUCGCCCAGAAGCCUCCCCUGCGACGUCUUCCUCUGCUUUCCCUGCUUCCUCUUCGUCUUCCUCCGCGGCGUCAUCGUCGUUUGCCUCUGCAACUGGUGCGUUUUCGUCUGAGUCUUCUGUGUCGCCUGAAUUGGCGGGCGGCGUUUCGCACGCGUCCCGGGGGACCAAGCCGGCGCCGGCGCCGCUGUGUCUCCAUUUGGGGGGCGCCGAGGCCCUCGUGGAGGCGCGGGCCGCUCCGCCCGUCGCGCCUCUGUCUCCGGUGCCCGUGUCGCCGUCGUUCUCCCGCGGGGUGUCUCCGCUUGCGCUGUGUGAGCGAAGCCUGUUCUCGCUUCUGGAAAGGCACGCGGAGGAAGGGAGUGGCGGGCCUUUGUCUCCUCGAGGCGCAUGCGCCCCAGGCGCGAAUCCGGAGACAGGUUCGCCAGAUCGACGUUCUGCAGGAGAGACACCUGUGGGGCGGUCGAAAGCUGUCGAAGCAGCUGGCGAGGACGUCGAGUGGCGAGAGGGCCGUGAGGCCCUAGUGAAAGAAGGAACGGCGGGGGAGGCAGGAGAGGGGAACGGUGGGACUGCGGAGGUCAGGAGGCGCGGCGGAGAAGACGCGAGAGGCAGCGAGCGGCAAGGAGAGGACAUGGCGAAGACGGAAGAGGCGACGCAGGAGCCCAGUGCGGGCGAUCAGGAGGAAGAUGCGAUAGCGGUAAGACAUGCAGGCGAAGCGGGUGAGCAUCCAGCGCUGACUGCGUGGGCGGAGGCGAGGUGCGAAAGGGAUCACGGGGACACGACAGACGAGAGAGCUCGGGAGACGCCAGGUGGAAAUGGCACGGAGGGGGCGGGUGAAGCGGCGUUAGUGAGGAAGGAAGGAGAACGCGGUGAGAAGGCAAAACAAACGACAGCGAGGAAAGCCGAAGGGCGUCGGCAGCGCGAAGAAAGCGAGACAAUCCGGACGGAGACAGGAAUGGAGCAACAAGACGUCGGCCACAGCGGUGCACAGAGGCCAGAGCGACAGACCGGAGAAGAAGGCGAGAAUGCGCUCGGAGAUGAAGAGGCUGAGGGACCGAGCUCUGUCAUCCGCGCGAUGGGCCCGAGAGGCCAGAACGACCCGGACGCAGAGGUGGUGCUGCCAGGGAGUUCCGAGGACAGGCGCGCUUCCCGGGAAGGAAACAAAAAGGUGACGAACCGAACCGCGGCCACGCAGACGGAGACGAACGCAGCAAGGGAGGUGCCCGAGCGUGCAGGAGGCUUGGGAAGACUGUGCAGCCUAGAGAGCGAGAACACGAGCCGCGACAAACCCAUCGUGUCUGCACAGAGGACCGAAGACAAAGGAGAGAGGCUGACAGAGCAAGACGCGAGUUCGACAGGGAAUCCGAGGCAGGUGACCGAGGCUUCACAGGAAACGAGCGGCGUCGGCGCUACAGAGGGCGCCGAGGCAGAAGGCCGAGAGGCGGGUCCCCUGCAUGCCGGGGAUGUUGCAUGCGCUUCUGGGGACCAAGGGGACGGUGCGAAAAGAGGACGUGUAACACGGGCGUCGGGUCCUGCUCGAGCGGGCGAACAAGCAGGAGAAGAAUCGCAAGAAAAGUCGUGGAAGAGCGUGGCUGUGACGCUCGAUGAAGAGGCCAGAGAAAGCGCGAAGGAAGACACAGAACACAAGCGACCGGCUCGAGAGGAAGGGACUCUUCUCGGUAUAGACGAGAGAGACAUGGAUCGGCACUCGUUGCGUCGCGCGGCUGCGCAUCCCUCUCCUUCGUCCACCCUUUUUCGAUCUACCGCUCGGGAUUCUCCAUCCCCCCCUCGCAUCGUUUUUCAUCCUGCUCUUUCGCCUUCUCUUGCGACUCCGCUUUCGCCUCCGCUUUCGCCUUCGCUGCCGCCUUUCUUCCUUUCCGCCCCGUUGGCUGCAUGCCCGGUAGCCUCGCCGCUUGCCGCUGUACCCGUGGCACUGGAUCUCCCGCCCAGGCUUCCGACUGCGGGAAUGCAUGCGACUCCUGAAGAGACCGAGGCGACUCCAGGCGCAGCGCGGCACGUCGAAGGAAGUCUCUUCGUGCCGACUCCGUUCUUCAGGUCGCGCUCGCUGUCGGCUCCAAACUUGCGUCGGCCGAACGACGGACGUGCAGCCGCGUCGCUGCCUGUGUGCCACUGGAUGGGCUUCCCCGCGGCUCUCUACGCGACAUGCCUGCAGGCGCACCAGCCGCACCGCAUGCAUUCGCUUAUCGGGUACUGGAACGAUUCAGACAUGACAGAGUCAAGCGACUUCAGCGAGUCAGAGAGCGACUCCGACAGUGAGUCUGCGACUGCAGCGAAGGGCGAGGAGAGCGAAGCGGAGGACGGCCCCCCGGAGACAGACGGCGGGGACGACUCGACUUCCUCGUCGGGGUCGAACGGCGAGGAGACGCGACGAGGCAUGCGAAGAGGCUCCUCAAACGGCGAGUUUUCUUCGUCGUUCUCGUCGGGAGACGAAGAGGAUAUUCUCGCCCCGCGGGCAGCUUCGUUCCACGACGACACGGGCUACGACGCUGGAGACGACCUCGCGAAGGCGGGCGGCAUACGAAGGUCUGAGGUGCCCACAUUGAAGGCUGCCGCGGUCGCCAUGCAGAAAGCAAACGCCAGGUGUACACAAACGUCGUCGGGGGUAUCGACAGCGCGGGCCUGGACGCGAGAGGAGGCGAGAACGCGGGGCGCCGCUGCGCCGGAGCCUUCGUCGGCCCAGUUCCAGAAUCGCCAAACCCGCGACCGGAAGAAAAGCCUGAAGGCGGCCGAGAGCCGAGGUGGCGAAGCCCUCCCGGACUCGAAAUCGCUGGUGCGAGAAGAGGCGCGCCGACCGCGCUCCGGCGACGAGACGAGUCUGGGGCGACGCCCCGCCAGCAGGCAUCGCCGAGGCCAUCGAGCGACCCGCGACGCGCUGGAGGCGCUCCUGGGCAAAGGCGCGGAGGCCGAUGACGAAGGUGGAGGGCGGAGGGGACGGCGCCGCAUGCACAGGGGAGACUCACCGCGCCGAUCGCGCGGAGACGGAGAGCCAGGCGCAGCUGAAGGCGGUCGCGGGGACCGUUUUGAACGAGGCGACUGGACCGCCGGCGAAGAGGAGACAUCUGCAUUCGCCUCGGAUGCAGAGGUGUCUCCGUGCGACAGAGAGAGCCGCAACCGCGAACGCGCGCGCAGAGUCCGAGGGGCGCGCAGAGGAGAGGGUGGAGGGAGAUGCGAAGAGUCAGGAGAGAGACGUUUGGGGCGAGGGAAGCGAGGCGACGCGCGGCGGUCGCUGGAUCGGAGGCGUGUCGCCGCGGAGGCGCGGCCGGAAGCGGGGCUCCCGUCAGAGUUCGGCAGUUGUGGAAGAAGCGAGACGGAAGGUCUAGGGGCCUCGUUGUUUCGUGGAGUCGACAGCCGCACUGGACGAGAAAGGGGGAGAGUGCGGAGACACAGCGGGCCGCGAGAGGAGGUGAGGGCAGGCAGCCGAGAGAGGACUGGGACUGCCAUGUCGCUGUCGUCGGGAGAGUCUGCGGGAGAGAGAAGGCCCGGUCAGAGUCCCUGCACGGAGCGACACACUGAGGGAAGAGAUGCCCCGCGACGCGAGAGGCAUGACGAGCCGUUUGACGCGUCACAGUCUCGGUCCGCCGUCGACCCCCGACUGGCUUCGUCGCCCUCCCUCUGGUGGAUGUACACCUCAACCCCGUGGCUGCGGCCUUCGAGUCCCAGCCACGUGGCGCAUCCAGGUUUCUUCGCCUCCAGGUUCGCCCCCUUCCUGUCGGCAGGGCGUAGCUUGACGCGGUUGCGACCGUUCAGCUGUCUGUUCUCGCGGGGUGCCUGCGAGCCUCUUCAGCUGAGUUGCCCCUCCUCUGCCUCUCCGUCCCCCGCGUCAGACUUGCCGCCCGCUGCCGUGCUUCUCCCCGUCCCUUCCUUCGGCUUUUCAGAAGCGUCUGCGCAUUCGCGGCCUUCCACGGAAGGCGAAGCGUCUGCCGACGCAACGCGGCACGCAGCCGAACCCGGCUGCCAGCUCUCGCCCCCCUUUUGUGCCUCGCCGUUUCCUCUCUUCGACUUCGCAGACGCAGACGUCGCCGACGGCGGCCGAGGCUCCAGCGGCUUCGCCUUUUCGUUUUUGCCGCCCCUGACGCUAGGUGAGGGCGCGGGCCCGCACGCCCCGGAGACAGUUCCCGCCAAGGGCGGAGACAGCCGGGGCGAGGCCGGGGACUGCGGAGACAGGGUCGGCAGCUCGCGACACUGCAGCCGACGGCGAAGGCGGCGCGACGGAGGCCGCCGGCGGCAGUUCGUCAGAGGCCGAGGCAAAAGUGGUGGGUUCCCCCGGGUGAAGGCGUAUCGGCGCCCUCUUGUGGGGUCGCUCCCGCCCGUGGCUCGUCGGCAUUCUGUCUCCUCGUUUCCACACGACGUUCUCCUUUCGCCCGCCAGUGUCCCCGCAGUCGCGGACCCUUUCGUUGCGUUCAACCCGAUCUUUCAAGCUGGGGAUGCGCCGCUGCCCUACUGGCUGUCACCGGUCGCUCGCCCGACCCCCGCCUCAGCCCUGCUGACUCCCGACGAAGAAUCAGGAGCGCAUGCAGACGCGGAGACAACCGGCGCGGCGCCGCAUGGCUUGCCUCCUGAAAGAAGCGCGACUGCGCCCUCCCCGGGUUUCCCGGAGGGGACGUCGGUGGGGUGGACGCCGCUGGUGCUCGGCGGGGACUCUGCGCGUCGCCUCGGCUUGGGCCUGGGGCUCGGGAGGCGCAGCGGGGAGGCGGUGGGGGCCGAGCCAUGCGACGCGCCUCCGCCGCUCUAUGCGUCGUGCGCCUCGCCGGGCGUCUCCAACGCGCCUGCAGGGACACCCGGCGAACCACGAAGGGAGAAGAAGAAAGAGAUAGGGUAA